UAUGGCAGAGGCCCCCUACACUUGGCCGCCUACAAAGGCCACACUGAGGUUGUGCGCCUCCUGCUCAAAGCCGGCUGUGACCUGGACAUCCAAGACGACGGCGAGCAGACGGCACUGCACAGGGCCGCCGUGGUCGGAAACAAUGACAUCAUCAGCGCUCUCAUCCAGGAAGGCUGUGCACUGGACCGACAAGACAAGGAUGGAAACACAGCGCUCCAUGAGGUGUCCUGGCACGGCUUCAGUCAGUCCGUCAAACUGCUGGUGAAGGCCGGAGCCAACGUUCACGCUAAAAACAAGGCUGGAAACACGGCCCUCCACCUGGCGUGUCAGAACGGUCACGCUCAGAGCUCCAAAGUUCUCCUCCUUGGAGGCUCCAGACCCGACAGCAAGAACCACGUGGGGGACACAUGUCUCCAUGUCGCUGCUCGGUACAACCACCUGCCGAUGAUCCGCAUCCUGCUGGGAGCGUUUUGCUCCGUUUCAGAGAAGAACCUGGCAGGGGACACACCGCUCCACGUUGCAGCUGCUCUGAAUCAUAAGAAGACAGUACGUUUGCUGCUGGAGGCUGGAGCAGAGAGCCGCAUCUGCAACAACGCAGCUCAGACAGCUCUGGACCAGGCUAGAGAGCACAACAACCCAGAUGUUGCUCUUCUCCUCACUAAAGCCCCCCAGGUGCAGAGUUUUCUGCGAGGCAGGAGUGUGAGGAAGAGGAGAGAUAAGCUGAAGGCGGAGGGUCGAGCUCAGUCGGUGCCCAGAGACGAGAUGCUGCCCUGCAAGGACAGUGCGUCUGCUGCAGAGGACACGCAGAGCAGCGACCGCGCCGCCUGUAGACACGCAGAGGUGACCGAGUCAAACACCAGGCAGGGGAAGAGCAGGAAGCAGAAAGAAAAGCCGUCGCUGUCCGACCCCCUCCGCCGCAGAGAUACCCGGCACGGUGAAAGUUUUAACAAGAGGAAAGAUAAACUGAGAGGAGCUGCAUGCAUCCCUCCUCACAACUACAAAGCCUACCAGCUGUACACACUGUACCGCAGCAAGGACGGAAAGAUCAUGCAGGCUCCUCUGAACGGCUGUCGCUGUGAACCUCUCAUCAAUAAACUGGAGAAUCAGCUGGAGGCCACCAAGGAGGAGAUGAAGACCGAGAUCCACACAGUCCAAGACCUGAUGAACAGCAAGAUGGGACAGCUGGACCGCAAGAAC
Labrus bergylta (ballan wrasse) is the source of this 1197-nucleotide messenger RNA. The record is from RefSeq and is a predicted model, not a curated record. NCBI's taxonomy places the organism in Eukaryota, Metazoa, Chordata, Actinopteri, Labriformes, Labridae.